Lipotes vexillifer (Yangtze River dolphin) is the source of this 2847-nucleotide messenger RNA. It is a transcript of the gene XKRX, whose product is annotated as XK related X-linked. The transcript is spliced from 3 exons. NCBI's taxonomy places the organism in Eukaryota, Metazoa, Chordata, Mammalia, Artiodactyla, Lipotidae. The record is from RefSeq and is a predicted model, not a curated record. The coding region runs from base 606 to 1955 and encodes 449 amino acids. Gene Ontology annotation, cellular component: membrane.
GAGAGACCGCCGGCGAGUAGGCGAGCUAAUAGCCGCGGCCUAGCAUUAGCUAGGGUACCUGGGCAGUGAACUGGAUCCCCGAAGGGACGCUCAGGCUGCGCCCCCUCUUCUGCCCUGGCUCAGUUCUCAGCUGAUUUGAGAGAGCACAGUGGUCAGGGCUCCUCAAGAGGAUCUGCUGAGUGUCGGUGCCCGCGAGAGUGGCUACCCGUCCUGCCUGGGGGGCUGCGAAAGGCGGAGCCGCCACGGAAACAGCUGUUCCCAUGGCUCUUGACGCGCCUGGAAUUGGACUCCGGACUGGGCGCUAAGAUGCUUGCUUUUGCCUUGUCCAACUUACACAGCACGUAGUUGACGAUUAGAACCCUGGGCCAAUCAAGAGUCUAGUUUCAAAGUGGGAGGAGAUAUGGGCUUUUCAUCCCAGACUCCAACAAGUCUAAUUUGAGAGGAGAAGAGAGCGGUCUCCUGCUCUAACUAGUACAUCUCCGUUCUGGAAUUGGACUUGACAGCUCUCCUCACCAAUACUUGCACUGCAGUGGCUACAGGGUUCUCUUGGGAGGUGGGGAUGGGAGUGCUCUGAAGACCAGACCACAACACUCAGAACCUCGACAAUGGACCGAGUUUUUGAAAUUCCUGAGGAGCCAAGCGUGGAGCCGAUAUCCUCUCUGGAGGAAGAUGUCAUCCGUGGGACCAACCCCCGAUUUACCUUUCCAUUUGGCAUCCUCUUCUCCACGUUUUUGUACUGUGGGGAGGCAGCAUCUGCCUUGUACAUGGUUAGAAUCUAUCGGAAGAAUAGUGAAACCUACUGGAUGGCAUACACCUUUUCCUUCUUUAUGUUUUCAUCCAUUAUGGUCCAGUUGACCCUCAUUUUUGUCCACAGAGAUCUGGCCAAAGACAAGCCACUAUCAUUGUUUAUGCAUCUAAUCCUCUUGGGACCUGUUAUCAGAUGUUUGGAAGCCAUGAUUAAGUACCUCACACUGUGGAAGAAAGGAGGGCAGGAGGAGCCCUAUGUCAGCCUCACCCGAAAGAAGAUGCUAAUAAAUGGCGAGGAGGUGCUGAUAGAAUGGGAGGUGGGCCACUCCAUCCGGACCCUGGCUAUGCACCGCAGUGCCUACAAACGUAUGUCACAGAUCCAAGCCUUCCUGGGCUCAGUGCCCCAGCUGACCUGUCAGCUCUAUGUGACCCUGAUCUCUGCAGAGGUCCCCCUGGGUAGAGCUGUGCUAAUAGUCUUUUCCCUGAUAUCUGUCACCUAUGGGGCUACCCUCUGCAAUAUGUUGGCUAUCCAGAUCAAGUACGAUGAAUACAAGAUUCGCCUUGGUCCACUAGAAGUCCUGUGCAUCACCAUUUGGCGGACAUUGGAGAUCACCUCCCGCCUCAUGAUUCUCGUGCUCUUCUCAGCCACCUUGAAAUUGAAGGCUGUGCCCUUCUUAUUGCUGAACUUCCUGAUCAUCCUCUUUGAGCCUUGGGUUAAGUUCUGGAGGAGUGGUGCCCAUAUGCCCAAUAACAUUGAGAAAAAUUUCAGCCGGCUUGGCACCUUAGUGGUGUUGAUUUCCAUUACCGUCCUCUAUGCUGGCAUCAACUUCUCUUGCUGGUCAGCUUUGCAGUUGAAGUUAGCAGACAGAGACCUUGUUGAGAAAGGUCAGAACUGGGGACACAUGGGCCUGCACUAUAGUGUGAGAUUGUUAGAGAAUGUGAUCAUGGUCUUGGUUUUUAAGUUCUUUGGAGUGAAAGUGUUACUGAAUUACUGUCAUUCCUUGAUUGCCUUGCAGCUCAUUAUUGCUUAUCUGAUUUCCAUUGGCUUCAUGCUCCUUUUCUUCCAGUACUUGCACCCGUUGCGCUCACUCUUCACCCACAAUGUAGUGGACUAUCUCCACUGUGUCUGCUGCUACCAGCACCCUCGGGGCAGGGUUGAGAACUCAGAGCCAUCCAUUGAUGCUGAAGCAAGGCAAAGCAUUGUCUGAGUCUGUCUUUUGGGUAUUUUGGGAUGGGUUGGGGUUGCCAAGAGCAACUGUGAAAUUGAAGGAGACAAUGAGGCUCAUGGGUGAGUACCCACCAGGACAUUGUUUUGAGUUUUCUGAAAGCCUAUCAGAAGAAAGAGCAGGCCCCAAACAGAUUUUAUUUCCUUAAGAUUGACUACUAUGUUUGGACACCAAGGUAACCACUGUGUACCUGGGAGGGUCAGAGAUAUCAUUCACAUUCCCCCCACCCAGGUCAGCUGUCUGGCUGCCCUAUGAGAUAACUUACCUCCAUGCACCUAAGGCUCUCUGUGACCUUUAAGCUCUGCUCAUUCGCUUGAGCAUUACUGCGGUUUCUGUGGGCUGAACUGAAUGGCCCAGAAUCCCACCAGAAUAUAUCCUGAAUGAUCAGAGGAUGUACCUGCUUAUCAGCUAUGGGUACCGCCCGGGAAAAAGUCUGACUUAUGUGAAACCUGUAACUGUGAAUGUGGCUGGGGUCUUUUAAUUCCAGUGAGAAACACUGAUUAAGAGGAAAACCCCCACUAUUAAAAGAGCUGCUUCUUAAAUGAGUUAGCUCUCCAUUAGGACUUUACUAGUGAUCAUUCAUCAAGGACCUUUCCUUUCAGUGGCCCUUCAAAGGCACACUCUGAGGAGGGAGUACAGAGUGGGUUUCCUUCAAGGCAUAAAGCAGAAUGACUAUCUCAGGGACCUGCAUGGGCCUCCACUGUGCUGAGUGGAGUGGUUGAAUCAAAGCUCUCACUUCAUGCCUCCUUAUCAGGGAUUCCAUCCAACCUGGCUUUUCUGUGCUCGUUGACCAACAUUGAUGUAGAUCUCAGAGAAGCUGAACUGUAAUUGAAAAUGUUUCUAAUGUGUGGAAGAAAUGAAGAUUGCUUUGUGU